CAGCCCCCAUCGAGAGAGAGAGAGAGAGAGAGAGAGAGAAUCAAGAUGUCUGGUUGGGAUGAAGGUGGUGUUUAUUACAGUGAUCAAGCACAGUUUCCACCAGGUGGAGGAGGAGAAGAUGCUGAUAAAUCAUUAGCAAGUCGUCAUUCAAUCCAGAUCAAGUUUAAAGAAUUCAUACGAAGUUUUGAAUCAGAACCAAAUGUUUUCCCAUAUAGAGAAAACCUCGUUCAAAACUAUGAUACUCCUUCUAAAUCACUACUUGUUGAUAUGGAAGAUCUCAAUGCUUUUGAUUGUCAACUCCCUUCGUUACUUCGUUCAGCUCCAUCAGAUUAUCUACCUCUGUUUGAAACCGCUGCGGCUGAAGUUCUUUCUAGUUUGAAAUCAAAAGUACCCGGAGAAACUGGUGAAAUUGAUGACCCGACUGCUGCUGAAAUUCAGAUCUUACUUACCUCUAAGGAGGAUCCCGUCUCUAUGCGAGCACUUGGGGCUCAGAGUAUAUCGAAGCUUAUCAAGAUAUCUGGGAUUACCAUUGCUGCAUCGAGAACAAAAGCUAAAGCUACUUAUGUCACAUUGCUUUGUAGAAAUUGCAAGAACAUCAAGAAAAUUCCUUGCCGUCCUGGGCUUGGUGGAGCUAUUGUGCCGCGGUCAUGUGACCAUGUGCCUCAAACUGCAGGAGAGGAACCAUGCCCUAUUGAUCCUUGGAUUGUGGUUCCUGAUAAAAGCAAGUAUGUUGAUCAGCAAACUGUUAAGCUACAAGAGAAUCCUGAGGAUGUGCCUACUGGAGAGCUUCCAAGAAACAUGCUUCUCUCUGUGGAUCGUCAUCUAGUUCAAACUAUUGUACCUGGGACAAGGCUGACCAUCAUUGGAAUUUACAGUAUCUUUCAAGCAGGGAAUUCAGCAACUAGCCAGAGAGGAGCUGUUGCAGUGAGACAACCUUAUAUCAGGGUUGUUGGUAUAGAGGAUGGCAGUGACUCCAAUUCUAGCGGGAAAUUUGUUUUCACUGCGGAUGAGGUGGAAGAAUUCAAAAAAUUCGCUUCAGAAGCAGAUUGUUACAAAAAUAUAUGCUCCAAGGUCGCCCCUUCCAUUUAUGGCCACGAAGAUGUAAAGAAAUCCGUGGCCUGUCUUUUGUUUGGAGGUUCUAGGAAGGAGUUGCCUGAUGGUGCAAAGUUAAGAGGUGAUAUCAACAUUUUGCUAUUGGGGGACCCUUCAACAGCUAAAUCGCAGUUUCUCAAGUUUGUUGAUAAAACCGCUCCUAUAGCCAUUUAUACAUCUGGAAAAGGGUCAUCUGCUGCUGGACUUACAGCUUCUGUUAUUCGUGAUAACAGCUCUCGUGAAUUUUAUCUAGAAGGAGGAGCCAUGGUUUUGGCAGAUAAUGGAGUUGUCUGCAUAGAUGAAUUUGACAAAAUGCGGCCUGAAGACAGAGUUGCUAUUCAUGAAGCUAUGGAGCAGCAAACAAUAUCCAUAGCCAAAGCUGGAAUAACAACAGUACUCAACUCUAGGACUGCUGUGCUGGCAGCUGCUAAUCCCCCGUCAGGACGUUAUGAUGAUCUUAAGACAGCACAGGAUAACAUUGAUUUGCAGACAACAAUUCUUUCCCGAUUUGAUCUAAUCUUCAUUGUGAAGGAUGUUAGGCUGUACAGUCAGGAUAAGCUUAUAGCUAGCCAUGUUAUCAAGCUUCAUUCCACUGCUGAAGCAGCCUCCGACGACACUAGAACCUCGAAGGAAGAUAACUGGUUAAAAAGGUACAUUCAGUAUUGCAAAAAAAACUGCUACCCUCGGCUUUCAGAAUCUGCAGCCACUGUGUUGCAGAACAGCUAUAUUCAAAUUAGACAGGAAAUGAGGCAGCAGGCAAAUGAAUCGGGUGAAUCGGCUGCCAUACCAAUUACUGUAAGGCAGCUUGAAGCUAUAAUAAGGUUAAGCGAGGCACUCGCUAGGAUGAGACUCUCCCAUGUUGCAACCGAGGAAAACGUAAGAGAGGCAAUCAGACUCUUUAACGUUUCCACGAUGGAUGCUGCCAAAUCGGGAAUUAAUCAACAUAUUAAUCUGACUCCUGAGAUGGCAAGCGAAAUAAAGAAAGCUGAGACACAGAUAAAGAGAAGAAUGGGAAUUGGAAGCCACAUAUCAGAGAGGCGUCUUAUUGACGAGCUUGCUAGAAUGGGACUGAGUGAUUCCAUUGUGAGAAGAGCUCUGUUGAUUAUGCACCAGAGAGAGGAAGUUGAAUACAAGAGAGAAAGACGUGUUAUUCUCCGUAAAGCUUGAUGUUUCUCUAGUACAGAAAAGAAAGGUAGAAUCCAAGGAUUUGCAUAUUUUCUCAGGGAAAUGGCUCCUACGUUGAAUUAUUACUACAGUUCUUCACUAAAUUUCUCCCUUGUAGAUUUUAUUUUGCCUGCACAACUUCAUUGUUAUGAUGUUAACUGCAUUGGUAAUGUACUAACUAAUCAUAAGUAUUCUACUCGCUUUGUUCCUUGAGAUUAUUCAGUAGUGUCUUGUAACUGAUUAUAACUUACAUCUUAUUGAGACAGUUUUAAAGACUAUUGCUUUCAAUUCCAAGAAUGUUAUUACUAUCA
This is a messenger RNA of Papaver somniferum (opium poppy), 2567 nucleotides long. RefSeq names its product DNA replication licensing factor MCM5-like. Gene Ontology annotation, molecular function: 3'-5' DNA helicase activity; single-stranded DNA binding; ATP binding. Gene Ontology annotation, biological process: DNA replication; double-strand break repair via break-induced replication; DNA replication initiation. The record is from RefSeq and is a predicted model, not a curated record. NCBI's taxonomy places the organism in Eukaryota, Viridiplantae, Streptophyta, Magnoliopsida, Ranunculales, Papaveraceae. Gene Ontology annotation, cellular component: nucleus; MCM complex. Bases 46 to 2259 code for a protein of 737 amino acids. The transcript is spliced from 18 exons.